Molecule: messenger RNA, 1840 nt
Organism: Eruca vesicaria subsp. sativa (arugula)
Lineage: Eukaryota; Viridiplantae; Streptophyta; Magnoliopsida; Brassicales; Brassicaceae
Source: the annotation of a GenBank genome assembly
CAUCAGCGGAAUCUUCUUCAAGACGACCGUUUCGAUUCUAUCGUCUGUGGAAUAACAUUUCUUGUUUUCUUCCUCCUAUCCUAUCUCUUUCAUGGACUCUUCUCUCGAUGGUGACUCCCUGAAAGGCAGUAAAAUGAGUGUUGAUGAAAAGAGAAAGCUUGUUCAUGAACUGUCAAAAGAUAAGGAUUUAGCCUUUGAAGCAUUGCAGGUGUGGACCCAUGAUGAGAUUCGACAGGUCUUAUGCGCAGAGUUAGGGAAGGAAAGAAAGUACAAGAACUUGACGAAAGCUCAGAUCAUCAACAGCCUCUUGAAAACUGUAUCAGAGAAAAAACUUCCAACGCCAAUUAAAGAGAACUCUAGAGAUCAAGAAGACAGAAAGAGAGACUCAUCAACAACAACAACAACUAAGAGAAACUCAAAAAGACAAAGGAAGAACGCUACUCCUACUCGCUAUGUGCCUCAGACCAGCUUGAGCGCUGAAUCAGUUAAAGCUAAAGGGAGCAUCUACUGUAAGAACUUGGCUUGUCAAGCUAUGCUGAGACAAGAAGACUUGUUUUGUCAAAGGUGUUCUUGUUGUAUCUGCCAUAAGUAUGAUGACAAUAAAGAUCCUAGUCUCUGGUUAACCUGCCAAUCUGAUCCUCCAUUGGCCAGUGAAUCUUGUGGCUUGUCGUGCCAUCUAGAUUGUGCUUUCAAGCAUGAGAAAUCAGGUCUUAAGGAAGAGAAGCCAAGUAAUAAUGAUGUUGAUGGAUGUUUCUACUGUGUCUCAUGUGGCAAAACCAACAGCUUGCUUGAGUGUUGGAAGAAGCAACUGUUGAUGGCAAAGGAAACAAGAAGCGUAGACGUACUUUGUAACCGUCUUGUAUUGGCUCAGAAGCUUCUUAAUGGCACGGAGAAGUACAGAAAACUAUCUGAAACCGUGGAGGAAGCUGUGAAGAGUUUAGAAACUGAGUUGUGUGGUCCUCUUACUGAUCUUCCAUCAGCCAUGUGUAGAGGAAACGUAAACAGACUUGUCUCAGCGCCAAAAGUGAAGGAUUUUUGCUCUUCUGCUUUGAAAUCCCUUCAAGAAGAAGAAGAAGAAGAAGAGGAAGCAGCUUUUGUGAAUAGCUUAAGCACCAAAGAAGAAGUAGAAACUGUUUCCGAGAAGGCGGUCAAUGGUAAGAGUUCGUUAAGGUGUGGCUUUGGGUUGGAGGAUUGCGUGAAGAUUAUACGACAGCUUGAGUGUUCAGGUCAUGUUGAUAAGAAGUUCAGACAGGAGUUUCUGACUUGGUAUAGCUUAAAAGCCAGUGCUCACGAGAUAAAUGUUGUCAAGACAUUCAUUGAUGCUUUCAAGGACGAUUCAGUAGCUUUAGCCGAGCAGCUCGUUGACACAUUCUCUGAUUGCAUAGCGAGAAAGCGGUGACAAGGAUUCUGUAUGAAGCAGCGGCAUUGAUUGGAAGUAGAUUUAUUUAGAAAGGAUUCAACUUUUGUUAGAACAAAUUGCAUGUAACAAGAAUUUGAUGAAUGGUUUGUUUUUGCUCUUUUGACAAGUAGGUCGCACGUCACUUUAGAUGUGAAUGGAACACUAGAGAGAAUCUGUGGACCGCUCUCGGAGUUUUGGAAGUUCUGAACACUUAAAAUGUGUGACCCCUACAUUUCGGCCAUAUUAGAAAUUUAGAAUCCAGUAAUUUGCUACAUGAGUUUACAAAGAGUGAAAGAGAUCAAGAGCGUAUCUGUUUUGGAAGUUCUUAAACUUUUUUGAAUCUUUCCUCAAGUCUUAAUACGUUUUAGAUGCUUGAAGAUUGAGAAAUGUAAUGAUUGAAAGUUAAGGUUUGUUUUUGGAAGAUAUUUAAAUGAUUGAAAG